Fonsecaea multimorphosa CBS 102226 is the source of this 2190-nucleotide messenger RNA. RefSeq lists its product as uncharacterized. The record is from RefSeq and is a predicted model, not a curated record. The transcript has 2 exons. Bases 1 to 2190 code for a protein of 729 amino acids. Lineage: Eukaryota; Fungi; Ascomycota; Eurotiomycetes; Chaetothyriales; Herpotrichiellaceae.
AUGGAUCCGAACAUCGAAUUUGCCGAUAAAUUCCAUACCGCUCUGCAAGGGAGCGCCAGCCAACGAGCGUCAAUAAUCCACCAAUACGCCAGAGCGGUGGAAGAUGCUGGAAUCAACAGCAUUCUCCGGGCGCGGGUAAUUUGGCGGGUCAAUCAAAGGUACCAAAUAGUGUCUCCUGACCAGCUCCCGGCGCUGUGCGGUCUCGCUUCAGCGGCAGAGAGCUUGACAGAUGACGGGCGUCGGAAACAGCGCGACUACUUGACCCUCGUCGGCUUCUGGUCCCUUAACCGCCUCGAAUACUAUGGGUUUCACGAAUGCUCAGAGCGGGCUCUCCGCUUUUGGGUGAAAUUGGCCUUCCAACAUGUCCGUUGGGAAGCAUGCAUAGAUGCUGUGAACCUCGCCUUGAUCUCCCGACACGAAAGAAGCUUAAGAGAUCCAAAGACAAACCGGCUAGGUGUCUGGCGCCCUCAAGCAAAGGCCACAAGACUACCUGCCGAGUUGCAGGAUGUGAAAGCAGCAUGCAGUGGCCUCUUGGAAGGGGAUAGAGAAGCAUUGCAGUCACUCCAAGAAGCGUGGCUUAACCCUUGCAAUUGCCUACUCGAGCGCAUCAAGUCAUGGGGCCACGACCCACGAUUCUAUACGGUUUCCCUAGACAGGUACGGAAUGUUAACAUCCGACCUGGGUAAGAAGGCCGUCCCGACUGCCGCGACAACCCCGACUGGACGUGAUAGUUGGGACGAUGGGAGGCGGGCAACUAGUGUACCCGUCGCGGCGGACUUCCAACCUAUGGAUAUCACUCCGGCUGGACGCUUCCGGUGCGAAAGACAAGUGAGCCCCGGCGUACAAGUCCGGUCAGGCAUCUCGACUCCGGAUACUUCACCUAUUGUACCACAGCUGCCAUUUGAGCAUGAUCCUCGUGGUGAAAGUGUUCAGCCAUCCGGUACCUCUCACAAUGAAAGCAAUCGUGUUCUGCCAUGUAAGGUGUGUGAGGGCGAAUGCCUGUUGGCCUCCUCUCCCAACAACAAUCCCGAGGAAUGUGAGAUAGCACACAAGGUGGCAGCUCUACAGCUGCAGCACGGCUCCAGUCAAAGACUACCCUGGACGCAGUCUAAAAUCCAGUUUGCCCGGACGUCAUCGGAUCUCGAUGCAUGCGAGGCUGGGACAACCAUUCCCGAAGUAUCGGACGACGUGUUCUGCUCUUGGGCCAAGCACGGCAAACCACCACCGGCCGUUGUAAUCGUUAGAGCGUCUCACCAGGACAUGCUAGACUGCCAAGAGUACGCCUCCCUCGUCUGUCGUAGGCAUGCGAACCUGGGAAUCAACUUGUCGGUGCGGCAGGGCGAUUUUGCGAAGCCGGGAAACGCCAGCGUGGAAGAUUUCUUGGGCGUCCUCUCUGGCAACCAAGUACCAAGCGAGCCAUUGACCUUCCUUAGGUUGGAAGGAAUAUCGAGCCUACCAAAACCGGCAUUCCUCCAGCUGGAACGAUUCAAGCUCUUGCAGACUCUGACAGACAGGCGCAGUUACGCAGCAGCUCGCAAGCCUGGUGACUCAUGCUGUAAGACAUUCUGUGACGUUCAGAAAGCGCUCGCCUACGGCCAAUUCACCUCAGCUGGAGCGUACGCUAGUGCGCACGUGGAUGUGCUUGGUGGUACAUGGCUGCGAGUGCUUUUCGGGGCCCACGUCAUAUGGGUCGUCCCUCCCAGUUCGAUGACUGAUGAUGGCUAUGAUGGUUGGAGUGAGUUUGCAGCAUAUGGCUCCUCUUGGAAUCCAGGCAGCAAGGCCCAAGCCAUUGUUCUGAAAGCAGGAGAUGUCCUCUUCCUAGGACCUCGGGUCGUCCAUGGUGGAAUGACAAUAGAAAAUUCCGCAGUGGAUGGCGGCGCGGUCUGGGACGACAGGAAUCUUUUGAACAUCCUGAGUUCAUUGGUCGCGCAGGUGGAGCACCCGAUCACCACGGAUGGCCCUUUUCCUCUGCAGUUGCCCGAAAUUGUUGAUGAGCUGGAGACCGUGCUAGGCCUUUACGUACCUUCAGCCUCGAAACGAAAGGCAGUAUCGGAGAGAAUCUUGGCAUUGCAUCUAUCUGGCUGCCAGUGCCUCUCAUCGUGCGAUCAAGAUUGUCCUUGCAGAAGCACAGGCAGUCCUUGCACUCCGUGGUGUGGACGCAUUGUCAAGGCAAUCUUUGGAGCGGCUUGA